Molecule: messenger RNA, 1346 nt
Organism: Beta vulgaris subsp. vulgaris (sugar beet)
Lineage: Eukaryota; Viridiplantae; Streptophyta; Magnoliopsida; Caryophyllales; Amaranthaceae
Product: agamous-like MADS-box protein MADS2
Exons: 8
Coding region: 378-1130 (250 amino acids)
Biological process (GO): positive regulation of transcription by RNA polymerase II
Cellular component (GO): nucleus
Molecular function (GO): protein dimerization activity; RNA polymerase II cis-regulatory region sequence-specific DNA binding; DNA-binding transcription factor activity, RNA polymerase II-specific
Source: RefSeq, a predicted model, not a curated record
CUAAAAACACCCUCUUCUUGUUAGUACUAGACCUCAUCCUGGCAAAAAACCCUCUUCAUCUUUGCAUUACUUGCAAUUUUUUUUUCUCUCUCUACCCAUUUCUAGAUCUCUUCUCUUCAUUUCUCCAUUUUCUAUGUUUCUUAUUAGCUUUGUUUAGGGUUACAAAAACCUCUUUCUUACCAUUAUUUUUCUUUUUCACAAAUUUGGUUACUUGUCUAAGAAAAAAAAGGAAAUAUUUUACUAAAAUAUUAUAGACAAGAAGUAGGUUGUUAGAUUGAAGCAAUUUUCUUACAAAAAUAAUAAUAAAAAAGAGUGUUUUUUUAGGGAAAUAAUAGUUAUUAAAAACAAAAGAAGUAAAAAAGUUAAGAUUUUUAAUUAUGGGUAGAGGAAGAGUUGAACUAAAGAGGAUAGAGAACAAAAUAAACAGACAAGUUACUUUUGCAAAGAGAAGAAAUGGAUUGUUGAAGAAAGCUUAUGAACUUUCUGUUCUUUGUGAUGCUGAAGUUGCUCUCAUCAUCUUCUCUAAUCGUGGCAAACUCUAUGAAUUUUGCAGUGGACCCAGUAUGCUCAAGACGCUUGAGCGAUAUCAAAAGUGCAGCUAUGGAGGGGUGGAAGUCAACAAGCCAUCUAAAGAGCUUGAGAGUAGCUACAGGGAAUAUUUGAAACUGAAAGCUAGACAUGAAUCACUUCAAAGAACUCAAAGGAAUUUACUUGGAGAGGAUUUGGGGCCUCUAAAUGUGAAGGAGCUUGAUCAGCUUGAGAGGCAACUGGAGUCCUCUCUGAAGCAAAUCAGGUCUACUAAGACUCAAUCGAUGCUUGAUCAACUUACCGAUCUUCAAAACAAGGAGCAUGCACUAAUGGAAGCUAAUAAAACUUUGAAGACUGAGCUUGAUCGAAUAAUGGUUAAGGAUACUCAACAAUUUCGACAGACUUGGGAUGGUAGUGAGCAAAAUGUUCAUUAUGGACAGCAACAUGCUCAAUCUCAGGGGCUUUUCCAGCCCCUUGAUUGCAACCCUACUUUACAAAUAGGGUACAAUCCAGAAUCUUCUGAGCAGAUGACAGUUGCAACAAGUCAUACUCAAGUCCCUGGUUUCUUACCAGGGUGGAUGCAGGGUGGAUGCUUUAGUUAAAGCAUUGGAGAUGGGGAUAACUUUUUGCCCUAUGAAAACUUGAAGAAUUAAAUAACUGCUAUUUUUUGUUUGUCUUUUUGAGUGAAAAUGUAAAUUCCAUCAGCUAGUGUGUGUAACUCUUAAUAAUUCUCUUAAGAGAGCAGAAGACUGAUUAAAUGUUUCUUAGAUGUUUAACUUUUAUUUGUAAUGGUAUUUUUGUUUCAAGGAUGAUUUAAG